Telopea speciosissima is the source of this 2294-nucleotide messenger RNA. RefSeq names its product dual specificity protein kinase shkD-like. The coding region runs from base 54 to 2234 and encodes 726 amino acids. The record is from RefSeq and is a predicted model, not a curated record. Gene Ontology annotation, biological process: protein phosphorylation; regulation of DNA-templated transcription. Gene Ontology annotation, molecular function: ATP binding; protein kinase activity. NCBI's taxonomy places the organism in Eukaryota, Viridiplantae, Streptophyta, Magnoliopsida, Proteales, Proteaceae. The transcript has 14 exons.
AGGUUCAUCUCCGACAACGGCGAGUCGACGAUUGCUCUCAAGGAAUCAAGGCCAUGGCUGACGGAGAAUCUCGUGCUGGUCUCUAUCGAGUUUUGUUAAAUCGAUUUCGAGACUUGGAGGUGAGUCACGCGAAGCUCAGAGAGCAGUUCCAAUUGUUGUUAGGAGAGACUCAAGAAGAGCAGAGGAAAAGAAGAGGUGAAGAAAGGUCUUCAUCAUCAUCGGAUUCCUCUGGUUUUGAUCAUCUUCCAGGUUUCUUAUUGUCGAAAACUCCUUACCGAAACGUGUUGGAGUCCAUGGGACAUGCUGUCCAUGUCUGCAGGAUUUCUUCUGGGGAUAUCAUUUACUGGAAUCGUUCUGCUGAGAAACUCUAUGGAUGGAAGGACUAUGAAGUACUUGGGCGAAGAGCUAGUGAUCUGCUUAUCAGGGAAGAAAACUAUGCAUCCCUCAAGAAAAUCAUGGAAGGAUUGAGCACUGGUCGAUCAUGGUCAGGUCAGUUUCCUUUUAAGAAGAGGUCCGGUGAGAAAUUUAUGGCGAUAGUGACAGAAAGCCCUUUAUAUGAGGAUGGUGAGCUUGUUGGUGUUAUUACUGUCUCAAGUGAUGCAGCUUUAUUUAGUAAUAUAUACUCGGAAAAAGUAAGAACAUAUCUGGAUCGUGCCCAUGGCCAACCUAGAGAACAGGGGUUAAACAUGAAAAAGAUUCAGUGGCAACCACAACCGCACAUUUCACUGGUGCCACAAAAUGCAUCGUCUGUUACAAAUCUGACCUCAAAAGUCUUCUCACUUGGACGUGGAGAAGAUGCUUGUGUGAGUACUGUCAAAGAAGAACCAGCGUUACAUACUGAAGACUUGGAAUCAGUAAAAACUGGAAAGCCAGAAGAUAAGUUAUUUGAACGGGGAGCCGAUGUUACUGUACGAGAAGAUUAUGGGAAUGUUGCAGAACAUGGUUCAAAUUCUAUGACCAGUGUGCUGUCAAUUACUUCGAACCCCCUAAGAGUUCCAGAAACUGCUAUAGAUCACUGCACUGUUGGUGUGGACAACAAGAACGUAGAACCUAGUAAGAGCAAUUCUGUUUAUGCUGUUAAAAGUCUAUAUUCAAAUGGCCACAGGAUUAAUAGUUCUUUUGAGGAAUGUUCCUCCACCACAGACAAUAAUCCUUCUGUGACCUCUUGGUUGGAGAGUUGCAAGUGUUCUGGGGUGUCCAGAACUGGAAUUCCAUUGCCUCGAUUAGGCCUUGAAUGGAAGGGAAAGGAGCAGAUACAACCCGAUACAGUGAACUGUGAAGCUUUAGAGUCAGAAGGUACAACAAAAGAGCCAGAAGUGUUGCCAUCUUCAACUUUUCUGAGUUCAGGGGAGAGUGUUGCUAGUAGCCAUGCGAGUUUAUCAACAAAUGAAGAUAAAGAAUCAACCUCGAUGAUCGACUGGGAGAUUAAUUGGGAAGACCUGCAUUUAGGGGAAGAAAUUGGGCAAGGUUCAUUCGGUGUUGUAUAUCGAGGAAUUUGGAAUGGAUCGGAUGUUGCUCUAAAAGUUUACUUUGCCAAUGAAUAUCAUGAGGGAAUUUUAUUGGAUUACAAAAAAGAGAUUGGUAUAAUGCUAAGACUGAGACAUCCAAAUGUAUUGCUGUUCAUGGGGGCAGUGUAUUCCCCUGAACGGCUUGCUAUAGUGACAGAGUUCUUACCCAGGGGAAGCCUAUUUAAAACGUUACAGAGGAACAAUCUGUCAUUGGAUAUGAGACGGCGUUUGAGGAUGGCACUUGAUGUUGCCCGGGGUAUGAACUAUUUGCAUAACCGGAAUCCUCCAAUAGUUCAUAGAGACCUGAAAUCUUCAAAUUUACUUGUUGACAAAAACUGGACAGUCAAGGUUGGAGAUUUUGGCCUAUCAAAGUUGAAGGAUGCUACCUUCUUAACCGCAAAAUCUGGAGGAGGGACACCCCAGUGGAUGGCACCUGAAGUGCUCCGGAAUGAACCUUCGGAUGAAAAGUCCGAUGUGUUCAGCUUCGGUGUCAUUCUAUGGGAAUUAAUGACUGAAUCCAUUCCAUGGGCUCACUUAAACUCUUUGCAGGUUGUUGGUGUUGUAGGUUUCAUGGAUCGUCGGUUAGACAUACCAGAAGGCCUUGAUCCCCGAGUCUCAUCCAUCAUCCAUGAUUGCUGGCAAAGUGACCCUGACUGCCGGCCUUCCUUUAAAGACAUAAUUAUUAGAACAAGGGAGCUGAUUCAGAGAGCUGCAACAGUGUCUUGAUGGGUUUGGGGGAUUCAUUUGAAGAAGAUAUGGUUCGGUGUCUCUCGGUACUUGAAGACA